Molecule: messenger RNA, 2728 nt
Organism: Ambispora leptoticha
Lineage: Eukaryota; Fungi; Glomeromycota; Glomeromycetes; Archaeosporales; Ambisporaceae
Source: the annotation of a GenBank genome assembly
AUAUUUGAUCUGUUCCAAUGAAAAUACAAUCAAAGUAUAUAAUUUGACAACGGGUGAUUGUGUAAAAACGCUAUCUGUGGCGCCAGAAUAUGGUGGACAUACAAAAGAAAUUACCUCCCUUGCUAUUGACGCGAAUGAUCCGUCGUUGGUAUAUUCUUCAUCGCUGGACGGGACAAUUAAAAUAUGGAAUUUUGAAAAAGCAGUAUUGUUGGAGACUUUGGAUCUAAAAGCUCCCAUAUAUCGCAUGAUUAUGGAUCCUAAACACCCCAAAGACAUUUAUGUAUCCACGCAAAUAAGUUCUUCUGAUUUGUCUUCGUUGGACCCCAACCUAUUUGAUGAUUUGGAAAAUGAUGAGGACGAUUCGCAAGAAGAUAAAAGUAAUCAUUUAUUACGCAUACACCGAUUAAAUAAUGAAGAAGGACAAUUCGAAUUGACCAAGAUUCUUUCCUCAUCGUAUCAAAUUUCCACUUUUGAUAUUGGUGUCGAUGGAAAACAUUUGGUUGCUGUUUUUGAGUAUAGCUAUCAAGUUAUUAAUUUGGGAUAUUCGAGAAAAGAGCGGCGUCAAGUCGAAUGGCCAAGGUAUGUUCACCCAAAAAGAAUUACCUCUAUCGCAAUCAACUCGUCACGCCCUUGCGUGGCUAUUGGGGAUGAAUUAGGCAAGAUCACUCUCUCAUAUUGCUUGAAAAAAGGGAGAACAAAGUUUACUAAAUCUGUGUGGCAUUGGCAUGCUCAUGCCGUAAAUUGUAUGGCAUUUUCAAACGAUGGUGUUUAUUUACUCUCAGGCGGUGAAGAAUCAGUCCUAGUAAUCUGGCAAGUAGAAACAGGCCAACGAAAAUAUGUACCACGACUUGGGUCAGAAAUCACUUUUGUUACCAUUAGCCCCAAUCAAACUCUCUAUGCUGUUGGAAUGACGGAUAACACGAUCAAAGUGUUGUCGGCAAUGAAUUAUGAGUUAAGGCAGGUGAUUCAUGGGUUAAAGUAUGUUCCAAAAAAUAUUUCAAAGAACCCACUUACUACCGGCUUAGUAGUUGAACCUAGAAAUUAUCAUAUAGUAUUACCCGCAUCCCCGGGCAAUCUUCAAUGGUAUGACGCGCAUAACGGUCGACAUAUAAUAGAACACGAAGUUACAUUAAAAACGUUCGUCUCAAGAACCGAUAAGACUGAAAUUGUGAUGCCGAAUGUUGACUUUGUGACUUUUUCUGAGGAUGGCGAUUGGAUGGUUACGGUGGACUCGCGAGACGAUAAAAAAACAACGCCAGAAAUUUAUCUAAAAUUCUGGGAAUUCUCUCAUCAAACAAACAGUUUUGUGUUAAACACUAUUGUUGAACAUCCUCAUAAGAAAUCUUUCAUAACGUCCGUUGCAUUCCGUCCUACGUCGAAGAAGAAAAAUAAUGAUACUAAUGACGAGAAUGGUAAUGAUUUACCUCCGAUGGUUGUUACUACCGGAUUGGACAAAGAUUUCAAAAUUUGGGAAUUGAAACAGAAUUCUGUUGAACCUGCUAAUACCAAUAAUAAGAAUGGUGAUAAUAAAAAUAAAAAAAAUGCUAAGAAUAAAAACGCAGGCAUACCUAAACGGUCAGCAAAUAAAUGGGUAUGCACAUCAAUCGGUUCAUACCGCGAAGAAACUCCUCGUAAAGCUGUAUUCUCGGAAGACGGAACCGUAUUAGCAAUUGCAUUUGGCCCAUUCAUCACAUUAUGGAAUCCUAUAUUGAAUGAAUUUCAUGGUGUAUUGAGUCAUGUUCCAAUGACUAUGAAUAUCGAAAAUUUGAUGUUCAUGUCCCAGUCAUUACCAUAUUUAGUGUCGACUACCAAGGAUUAUCUGUAUUUGUGGGAUCUAACGACGUUUUCAAUAAAAUGGCAAUAUAGGAUUCAUGUAAAGUAUAUGUCUGCCGAUAAGAAUUCAUCAAACUUUGUUGUCGCGGCUACUUGCGACGAUAAUACUUGCAUUCUUGUUUUUGAUCCGCAAACACCAAUUCCGCAUUCAAUUCGCAUAAUCGUGGGACGCAUAAUAGGACUCACUUAUUUACCAAAAAACAUCGAUAAUCAUAUAGAAAAGGAGUCAAGUAUUGUGUAUAUGGAUAAAGAUUGUAGGCUACGUGUUUUGGGACAGCGCGUACUAAUUGACAACAAUAAUAAUGAUUGUUUGAAUGGUAAUUUAUUACUAUCUGAUACGAGCGAUUGCAGAUCUUAUUUCUCUGAUAUAUUCGGCAAUUCCUCUUCCAAUCAAAAUAUGAAUGAUGAUUCUCACAUUCCGACUAAAUUAUACCAAAAGAACACAUUCGUUGCGUUCGAUGCACCUUCGCAUCUUAUACCGCCUGUUAAUUUGUUGUUUGAUGAGUUUAUGGAGGGUCUGUUGGUGGCAUCUGAAAAAAAGAAUGAUGAGGAGAAGGAAGAGAUGGAUGAUAAAGAUAAGGAAAAGUCAGAGAUGGAUGAUAAAGAAAAGGAAAAGUCAGAGAUGGAUGAUAAAGAAACGGAAAAGGAAACGAUAGAUGUUAAUGUCGAAUUAUCUGAAAAGGCUAAAGUGGUAGAUGCACAACCAUUAUCACCAUCACCUUUAAGCAAAUCAAGAACAUUAUCACCACAAAUAACCCCAAAUGGGACUAGUGAAAAGUCAAUAAGUAAUAGUAAAAAACGGAAGUUGAUAGAAAAUCCGACUUCUAAUACUGUAAUUGAUACACCAACUUCUUCACCAAAAAAUGCAAAGAAACUAAAGAAAAUAGAAACUUGA